AUGACCAGCUCUAGCGACAUCAGAACGAAAAGUCCUGCUCUGGGUAAGGCGCUCAGUCCUGUGCUCUUGUGCAAAGUAUGUGGCGAUACGAGCAGCGGGAAACACUAUGGGAUUUAUGCAUGCAAUGGCUGUAGCGGCUUUUUUAAAAGAAGUGUAAGGAGGAAGCUUAUUUACAGAUGUCAGGCUGGAACAGGUAUGUGCCCGGUAGACAAAGCACAUCGUAACCAAUGCCAGGCAUGCCGAUUGAAGAAGUGCUUGCAGGCAGGCAUGAAUAAGGACGCUGUACAGAAUGAGCGUCAGCCUCGUAGCACAGCCCAGAUCUGCCUGGAAAGCAUAGAAAGGGACACAGAGAAAUCAGACCACAUUACCACCACAAGGGAGACAACCCCUUCUUCUUGCACCCUAAACCAGAGGGCUUCUGUCCUCUCUACUAUGUCUGUUCAAGGACAGAGGCCUAACAGUCCACCCAACAACCACCGUUUCAUGGCCAGCCUGAUGACUGCAGAGACCUGUGCUAAACUGGAGCCUGAAGAUGUGGAUGAAAAUAUCGAUGUGACUAGUAAUGAACCAGAGAGAAGCCCACCAGACUACCAGAUCUCCUCCAUUCCACCAUCCGGUCUUGAAAGUGUGUAUGAAACCUCAGCCAGACUUCUCUUCAUGGCCGUAAAAUGGGCUAAAAACUUACCAGUGUUUUCUAAUCUUCCAUUUAGGGACCAGGUUAUCUUGCUGGAAGAAGCUUGGAGUGAGCUGUUCUUGCUCUGUGCAAUCCAAUGGUCCAUGCCUUUGGAAAGCUGUCCCUUGAUGUCAGUGCCUGAACUCUCUCCAUCCUUACAAGGGAAAUCUGGAUAUUCAGGGGCAGAUGUUCGGAUCCUUCAGGACAUUAUCACCAGGUUCAAGUCUCUGAGUGUGGACCCCACAGAGUUUGCAUGCAUGAAAGCUAUAGUGCUAUUUAAACCAGAGACUCGUGGUUUAAAGGACCCAGAGCAGGUGGAGAACCUACAGGAUCAGUCUCAAGUAAUGCUUGGCCAGUACAACAGGGCUCACUACCCCAGCCAGCCUGUAAGGUUUGGAAAACUGCUGUUACUCCUCCCUUCCCUCAGAUUCAUCACCUCUGAGCGUAUAGAGCUGCUUUUUUUCCACAGGACCAUAGGGAACACACCCAUGGAGAAACUGCUCUGUGACAUGUUCAAAAACUGAGAAAUUGUAUUAACACCUACCAGUCACUUUUUUCAGACACAGCAAACCUCUUGGAGGAGAGACAGAAGCUUUGUAAUUCAGCAGCAAAACAAUUAAAAUUUGAAACUCUGAAUGAGUUACGUUGUCUUCGUUAAGAGAAUCUGUUCUAGUUUGCGUCCCAUGAUAUCCACUUCAUUCAACCAAUUAAAAUAAUAAAGGGAAAUAAAAAAAGGACGCAGGAGAAGUUGUUUCAGCCAUUUUUGGAAAGAGUUUACCACUGUCCUUUAAGUGAUUUCUUUAUCUCUUGGUAAUUUCCAUAUUAUUGCUUGUAGGUCUAAACUACUGACUGUCUAUGACUGAUGCUAUUUGUCCUAGUGAAUGUCAUUCCAUUCCCCUAUUUAUUCUGAAUCUGAAGACAGAGUUAAGUCCUCAUCAGAUUAUAUGAAC
Protopterus annectens (West African lungfish) is the source of this 1623-nucleotide messenger RNA. RefSeq names its product nuclear receptor subfamily 2 group E member 3 (gene NR2E3). Gene Ontology annotation, biological process: positive regulation of transcription by RNA polymerase II; cell differentiation; anatomical structure development. The transcript has 8 exons. Bases 1 to 1197 code for a protein of 398 amino acids. Gene Ontology annotation, molecular function: RNA polymerase II cis-regulatory region sequence-specific DNA binding; nuclear receptor activity; zinc ion binding. Lineage: Eukaryota; Metazoa; Chordata; Ceratodontiformes; Protopteridae. The record is from RefSeq and is a predicted model, not a curated record.